UAAAAAAGAGGUGCGGGGUAGACACGACAGCUCGACGACAGGGUAGGACCCUUGUUCACAACAUUAACAAAGAGUUUGUUUCUGGCUGCUGCCUGCACUUACUUGUUGACGAUGAUCCGCUUUGGCGCCAUCGUCGUUCUGUGCUCGUUGCUGGCUGUGGGCUUCUCACAUUCUGGCAAUCAAAACAGCAAUCAGUGCAAUGGUGUAGGGAUACCAAGUCGUCGGGAGUGCAAUGUGUGCCAAGGCACACAACCUAGAGAUGUUACUCUGCGCGUGCGCAAUGUCCUCAGAGAGCCUUUCUUCGAGGAAGUCGUGAAAAUUAGCUGCACGCGCUACAAAACCCUCUUCUACAUCAUGCAACAAGCUGCUGAGGUCAACUCUGUGUUCAAAUUCCAAGCAACAUAUUUCAGGAGCCUCGGGUUUUUCAUUGACGCAAUCAACAAUGUGCAAGGCACCUGGAACGUGGACAGGUCCUGGUGGCAAAUUCUGGACGGCAACUUGCUCCUGACUGAUGUUGGUGCGAGCUCCUACGUACCUGCCCACAAUGAGGUUGUCACCUUCAACCUGACAUCUGGUGACCCUCAUUAAAGUCAGCGAUAAUUCUUGUUCCUCGAUGACAAAGAUGACUGGAAUUUUGAAAUCGAAUACAAUUUUUAUCGCUGGGGUAUUUCAGGACUAUAAUCCAAUAGAUAUUGUUAGUAGAAUGGUGGAAUAGUAGACCGCAGAAACCAUGACAACCUGUCACAGAAAGCUGGCUGUGUGACAACAGCCGUUGACUUGUUGCUUUACUGUAGUAUUAGUAAUCAGCUUUUAUCAAGUAUAUUUUGUCAAAAUAUAAAAUCCACAUAUCUAUGAUUUUAUGAUCAUUAUAUCUCCGCCAAUAAACAACAAGUAAGCAAAACUA
This is a messenger RNA of Pomacea canaliculata, 904 nucleotides long. RefSeq lists its product as uncharacterized. The transcript has 4 exons. Gene Ontology annotation, biological process: cobalamin transport. NCBI's taxonomy places the organism in Eukaryota, Metazoa, Mollusca, Gastropoda, Architaenioglossa, Ampullariidae. The coding region runs from base 112 to 588 and encodes 158 amino acids. Gene Ontology annotation, molecular function: cobalamin binding. The record is from RefSeq and is a predicted model, not a curated record.